GGGUGACAGUCGUGAGCGUGAGCCGCGCCCCCUUUUCCCGCCUCCGGCCGCUCCAUGAGAGCCUGGCGCGCGCUGCGGCGGGCGGCCGCCUCCUCCUCAUCCUCAUCUUCCUCCUCAUCAUCAUCCUCGUCAUCUUCUUUUCCUGCCGACGGGAAGCCUCGGAGGCGGGCAUGGGAGACUUCGCUGUCGCCGCUGGAGCGGCUGAGGCGGCUGCUGCCUCCCGAGGAAGCAGCGGCUGUGGCGCGGUGCGCAGCGGCGGCAGUGCCGCCGCCUCAGGCUCCCCCCGAGGAGAAGGAGGAGGAGGUGGCGGCGGCCGCCGCCUCCUGUCAAGCGCGGGUUGAGGCGGCGUGUCCCCGUUCCGGCCCUUUCCGCGCCGGGGAGCUGGCGCUGGCGGUGCUGCGGAGGAAGCACAACACGACGCUGAAGCUGCUGUGCCGGCUGGCGGCGGAGGCGGUGCUGAGCAGCCCCGGCGGCGUCCUGCCCCACCGCGACAUCAUCGGGCAGCUGCCUGGGCAGGUGCUGCUCGCGUCGGGCGGGGCGCGGCUGCUGCUGAGGCGGCCCUCGCUGGACGAAUACGUGCUGCUCAUGCCGCGGGGACCCACCAUCGCCUACCCCAAGGAUAUAAGCGCUAUGUUAAUGAUGAUGGAUAUCCACCCAGGAGACACCGUGUUGGAAAGUGGUAGCGGGUCGGGUGCAAUGAGCUUGUUUCUGUCAAGAGCAGUUGGGCCCAAAGGACGUGUUCUAAGUUAUGAAAUCAGAGAUGAUCAUCAUAGUUUAGCUAAGAAGAAUUACAGGCACUGGCGUUCUGCAUGGGAAAUAGGACACAUGGACGAAUGGCCAGAUAACGUGGAGUUCAUUCUUAAAGACAUUUCAACAGCUGCUGCAGAUAUGAAAUCUGUAACACUUGAUGCAGUAGUUUUGGAUAUGCUGAACCCUCAGUGUGCUCUGCCUGUUGUACACCCAAGCCUGAAACAAGGUGGGGUGUGUGCUGUGUACUUAGCAAAUAUCACACAGGUCAUUGAGCUUUUAGACAGAAUACGGAGCUGCAAACUUCCUUUUUUGUGUGAAAGGAUAAUUGAGGUAACUCACAGAAGCUGGUCAGUCCUCCCUGCUAAACUCAAGCAUUAUAAAUCAAGCCAAAUGGUGGAAACUCAAGAAAAUAUUGAAGAAUUACCUCAAAAUGAAUAUGAAGAAAUCCAUAUUCAGGAUCAAGCAGUUCUUAAAGAAAGCAAAUACAAUGAGUCACUCAGUGAUGCUGGUGAAACAAACCACUCUGUGCCUUACAUUGCCCGACCAUCCCACUGUCAGGAAGCUCAUUCAGGACUCUGCAGCCUGAGGUAGGACUGAGAUGGGGAUGACUCAAGGAUUCGGCUUGGAAGCAUUAAGGAUAAACAUCAAAAUGGAGGGGCUGAUCCCUGAACCCAACAAGGAAACAGAACUUUACCUGACUCUAAGUCCUCUGAAUGAGAUAGUGGAAUUAACUGGUUCUCAGCUUUGCUUUUUAUUAACCACAAUUUUCAGAAGGUUGUUGAACAAGUCAUUCAAGAAUAUCGGGAAGAAAGGAGCUUUUGGACUUCCAAGUCGCUUGUUGGGCAUCAGGGAGCGCUGUUUCACCACCAGCGACUUGAACCGAGACAAUGCAGCGUUUGUCCAGCUUAAUACACGGGGUUUCAUGUCGUACCUCUUUCC
Messenger RNA from Poecile atricapillus (Black-capped chickadee), 1689 nucleotides. RefSeq names its product tRNA methyltransferase 61B (gene TRMT61B). The transcript is spliced from 7 exons. Gene Ontology annotation, cellular component: tRNA (m1A) methyltransferase complex. Gene Ontology annotation, biological process: tRNA methylation. Bases 55 to 1341 code for a protein of 428 amino acids. NCBI's taxonomy places the organism in Eukaryota, Metazoa, Chordata, Aves, Passeriformes, Paridae. The record is from RefSeq and is a predicted model, not a curated record.